Molecule: messenger RNA, 387 nt
Organism: Penicillium roqueforti
Lineage: Eukaryota; Fungi; Ascomycota; Eurotiomycetes; Eurotiales; Aspergillaceae
Exons: 1
Coding region: 1-387 (128 amino acids)
Source: RefSeq, a predicted model, not a curated record
AUGGCUAAUCUUUUAGGUUCCAUAUUAUUACUGCUUACCUUCAUCUACACUCUAUGCCUCGCCCACUCUCCCAAUCUCCGCGAAAUCCACAGAUCCCCUAACGGGACCUGGGUCGAGAAUAUCGCAGUCCGACCCGACGGCAACCUCCUAGUCGCAGUACUGAGCACAGCAGAACUCUGGGAAAUUGACCCUUCAAUUCCAUCAGGCCCCAGCUCAGCCAAUUUGGUCCACCAUUUUGACGGCGCCGAAGACGCAGAUGGUAUCACGGAGCUCUCACCAGAUAUCUAUGCAGUCAUUGCAUCCAACUCAGUCUGGACGGUCGAUCUCAAACACCACAGAAAUGCGCCGAGCCAAUUCUCAUCGCAAAACUCCCCGCUGACUAUUUGA